Molecule: messenger RNA, 1050 nt
Organism: Hydra vulgaris (swiftwater hydra)
Lineage: Eukaryota; Metazoa; Cnidaria; Hydrozoa; Anthoathecata; Hydridae
Biological process (GO): regulation of transcription by RNA polymerase II; neuron differentiation
Cellular component (GO): nucleus
Molecular function (GO): RNA polymerase II transcription regulatory region sequence-specific DNA binding; DNA-binding transcription factor activity, RNA polymerase II-specific
Source: RefSeq, a predicted model, not a curated record
AUGUCAACCUCAUACUUUUUUGAACAAAUAAACCCUAACUCUACUUUUACUCCCACUCAAAACUCUUUUAUAAACUAUCGUAAAAACAACAAAUACCACGACGACUUGAACAGAUUUGGUAAAAUUCGUCUUAUGCGAAACAGGCGAAGUAAAUACGAUGUAUCUCGUAUCUUAGAAAAAAGUAAUCGCAAUAACACUGACGCAAACGUUUUGAACUUUGAAAAAGAAACAAAUCUUUCUCUUCGCCCAUCAAAAGAUCGAACUAUUUUUACAGAUGAUCAAAUGCAUAUUUUGGAAUCUGCUUAUAGACUAGACAAUCAUCCCAAUAAUAAAAAAAAAGAAAUUAUAGCUAACUUAUGUGGUUUAGAGCUUGAACGAGUAAAAGUAUGGUAUCAAAAUCGUAGAGCAAAAGAAAAAAGAAUGAAAGAAGAUGAGUUAGCAACUAUAUCACAUAAAACAGAGUUGCCCACAAGUGCAUUAAAUGUUUGCUUGACGGAAAUUCAAAAAUGUUUAGCUAGCGUUUACGAAUCAACUAAUACAAUGGAGGAUCAAAUAGUAAAAAAUCUUUUGAAGGAAUCAAAUUUGACUGAACAAGAAAUAAAAAUUGAAAAUGAAGAUAUAAGUACAGAAAUGGAAGAGCUUAACCUUGUAAAAGAUCUUCUUGGGCAAGCACCUUCAAAUAAUGAAGAGACAGACACUCUGCCUCGUAUUGAAUCGUUUUUUUCACAGAGAGACGCAUUGCAAAUUUUUUCUCGUGAUAGUGCAGUAUUUGAACAAUACAAAAUUGAUUCAGAAAUUAGAGCACCAGCUUUUCCGCAGUCUUUUCAAUUUUCAUAUAGAACCUACAUAGAUGACAAUUUACAAGUUCCAAAUCGUUUGUGCCAUGAAAUAUUUGAGAAUAAUAUUAGCGAAGAUUUCAAAGAAAAAAACUGUAUUGGAUCUCAACAAUACUUCCAUCAAGUUUUGUAUCCAUGUCAGAAUAUUUGUGAUAUAAAAAACCAAAAGCAAUAGGUUUGCUGAAAAAAAAGACAAUACUUAUUAAAAACAUUU